AUGGAUCCUGGGACACCUCUAGCUAUCAUCAGCCUUGCCAUACAGCUAACAGAAGGUCUUGUUUCAUAUUACGAGUUGUGGCGGAACGCCGCGCGGGAUACUGAAGAAAUUCAGAAAUCUAUCAUAUGGACGCAAAAUCUGUUAACCCAAUUGGCAAUCACUUUACAGAAAGAGAACCUGCCGGAAAAUGCCGUGUCUUUAAUCAGGCGCACUGUCGAAAGCUGCGAGGCCAACAUCUCGAAACUACAAACUAUCUUGGAUAAAAUUCGCAAAGAUGGGACACCAGAAGGCCUCCGUGCGACUUUCAGGACUGCAAAUCAGAAACUUUUGUACAUGUUCCACAGCAAGACUACCAGAGCCUUGAUGACAGCGUUGAAUGGUCUAAAAAAUGACUUGGAACUCGCUGUGAGCAUAUUGAACUCCGAAUUAUCUGCGGACAAUCUCGAUGGGCUCCAAAACUGCCAAAAGAAUCUCGAAUCCCUGAAAUUGGCGGUCGACGAGUCUGCAACUCACCAAAGGUCAAUACUAGAGGGUAAACGUCAAAACCCCCAUGAUACGGCUUACACUAACCAUGGGAAAGACCAGAAAUCCAAGGAAAGAUAUUUCGAGACUAUGCGUUGGCUCGCACCACCUAAUGUCGUCAAUGCCUACCAUACAGCGCUCGAGAGACGUGAGAUCGGUACCGGGCACUGGUUCCUGCAUAGUGGCCAGUUCGAGACCUGGCGAACCAGCGAUGCCUCUUGCCUAUGGCUACAUGGAGAUGUCGGGUGUGGCAAAACAAUACUAUGUGCGGCUAUCAUUGAGGAAAUCUCCACCAAAUCCACUUCACAAUCAGUGCCAGACAACCUGAUAUACUUCUACUUUGCAUUUGACAAUGUGCAGUGCCAGAGUUUAUCCGGUUUCUUGAGAUCAAUGCUAUCUCAACUUUGUCCCAAGGAUGGCGUGCUGCCACAACUAGCGGGGCUCUUCAAGAAGUAUAGUCCUGAAUUUCCGUCAUCAAGAGAAUUGCGGCUUACUCUCAUUGCGAUUCUGCGUGACCUUUGCGGGAAUUCACAUGCCAAACAGGAGACGAUCGCGCAAGGUGAAGGCGAUAGAGGUAUCCAGGAACUCAAUCACACUUUUCUCGUCCUUGAUGCACUGGAUGAGAUUCCAUAUGCAAGGAGGGAACCUGUCCUCAAAUUGCUGCAGUCCUUGUCUGAACUUCAAUUGCCAAGAUUACAUAUUUUGGUGACGAGCCGAGCUGAACGUGAUAUCGAAUCCGGUUUUGUAAAUUGUUCCAGGUGGCGAGGCUUGACAAUAUCACGAGACAAUGUUCAAAUUGACAUAAACAUCUACAUCAGUUCCCAGAUUGAGGCGAGUUCCAAACUACAGUCUCAAUCGGAAAGCAUAAAAGAGGCGAUCAAGAAAAGAUUAGUAACGGAAGCAGAUGGGAUGUUUCGGUGGUCUGCACUUCAGAUGGAGGUGCUCAAGAGCAAAAGGAUCCUUCGUGGACGCGACAUUCUGAAGAUUCUGGCUACCUUACCCCCAGACUUGGACGCGACAUACGAAAGAAUUCUAACCAGCAUCGACUCGUCAUUCGUUGAUGAGGCCGUCACCGCCCUCAAGUGGCUAACUUGUGCAAGUCGACCAAUGUUCUUAGAAGAGCUAGUUGAGGCAUGCAUCAUCCAGCCUGAUGAAUUCACCGCUGUCGAAAACGACCGACGUUUCUCGCCGCUUGACAUUCUGGAAAUUCUGCCAGGAUUGGUUAGGAUUGAACCAGACACAGCAGAGUUUGAUGUGUCAAGUCGACGGUCACAUACUAUCACUCUAUCGCACUUCUCGGUGAAGGAAUAUCUCCUCAGCAGUCGCAUUCGAAUGGGGCCCGCGAAGGAAUUCAGUAUCGAUUUAGAACUCGCCCAGUAUCAUCUCACCCGAAGCUGCUUGGCGUAUGUUCUGUACUGCCAAUCCUUGGAUGUGCCAUAUUACCAUCAAACUCACCCCCUUGGCGACUAUGCCCAUAGUCGAUGGCCAUUACAUCUUGCUCAAACCCAAGACCACAAGGUUUAUGACCUAAGCUCACAGGUCAUUAAGCUAUUUCGAAGUGCCAAGUCUUGCCUGCGUUGGAUCGAAAGUACUUCGAUUGAGCGGCGCAUGUUCGGUAAAGGUCACAAGCUGCUUAUGCUCAAGCUUCCUUCCCAUGCUUAUGCCACUCAUGACUGGACUUCGCACUACCUGCUCUCUCACUCAAUAGCCAGCAAAAACACACAUAUCGUGCGUCUGCUGUUGAAUUCUGGUCUUCGCCCACACUCGUCAGAGGCAGCCGGGUACCCGUUGAAGAUAGCGGCACGUGAAGGGGAUUUGUCCAUGAUCCAGCUCCUACUAAGUUAUGGUGCAAGCCACGAAGGGGCUCUACUAAUUGCGUUGCGAGCCAAGCACGAAGCAAUUUCCAGAGUCUUGCUUGCUCACGGAGCUCAAGUUGAUCUAGCCGAGUUGUUGAUUGCAGCGAAACAUGCAUCAAAGGCAUUCUUCGCUUUGAUACUCUCAAAAGUAUCUACGCUGAGAACAAUCGAUGCCAUAAAGGUACUUGAUGCGGCUCUUGGGUCUCAGAACCACGACUCUGCUGUUGCAAUAUUCCAAGCCCUUCUUCAGCACAAACUGAAACUACGGGAUUUACUGAUCAGGACAAAUCGCAUACCUGAUCAAGGUUCGCGGUGGGACCCCUUUUUGGAUGGAAUCAUUUCAGCGACAUUAAAGUUCAAUUCCACCCGAACCAUCGAUUUUGUUCUACGUUCUUUAUCGAGACCUGAAUUGGGCACAUUGAAUAUCGAAGCCUUGUUCUUAGAAUCUGUCGUCGCAGGAAGUCAGAACGCGACCAGACUACUCAGUGAUUAUCCACGGAUUCCUGUUUCUCCAGAGGCGAAAAAGCUGAUGACUACAUGGGAGAGUUUGAGCCUCAACAGCCGCUUCUCAACCGGUGUAAUCGCGAUGCAUGACCAGUUUGUCUUGAACAGUGUAUCAAUGCCAGAGGGCAGGGUAGAGCUGGCCUUCGAGUUAAGCUGGCGGACUCUCCACCUGAUUGAGCCUGAUGUGGUUGACCGUUGUCUACAGCAUUGGCCAGCAUACCAUCGAGCAGCAUUGUCUCCCAAGCCUAUCACUCAAAAUGACUACGAAACCGCGAGUCGAAGACUGUGGAAGCCGUGGCGGCCGCCUGGCAACAUCAGAUCGUACAUUGUCCUCAGUGGGCCAUACUCCUCCUUCCUCACUCAGAUUUCUUCACUGCAGAUUAUAUCAGCGAUCGAUCUUCUGGAAAUACAUCACUCAAUCAUUGGUACAAACAUUGUUUGA
Exophiala bonariae is the source of this 3324-nucleotide messenger RNA. RefSeq lists its product as uncharacterized. Gene Ontology annotation, molecular function: protein binding. NCBI's taxonomy places the organism in Eukaryota, Fungi, Ascomycota, Eurotiomycetes, Chaetothyriales, Herpotrichiellaceae. The coding region runs from base 1 to 3324 and encodes 1107 amino acids. The record is from RefSeq and is a predicted model, not a curated record. The transcript has 6 exons.